Molecule: messenger RNA, 942 nt
Organism: Erinaceus europaeus (western European hedgehog)
Lineage: Eukaryota; Metazoa; Chordata; Mammalia; Eulipotyphla; Erinaceidae
Product: olfactory receptor 4C46-like
Exons: 1
Coding region: 16-942 (308 amino acids)
Biological process (GO): G protein-coupled receptor signaling pathway
Cellular component (GO): membrane
Molecular function (GO): olfactory receptor activity; G protein-coupled receptor activity
Source: RefSeq, a predicted model, not a curated record
UAUAAUAAGAAACACAUGGAGAAUAGGAACAACGUGACAGAGUUUGUUUUACUGGGACUGACAGAAAAUCCAAAGAUGCAGAUAGUUAUAUUUGCUGUGUUCUUUGUCAUCUACAUCACCACUCUGGUGGGAAAUCUGAUCAUUGUGGUCACCAUCAUUGCCAGCCCAUUAUUGGGGUCCCCCAUGUAUUUCUUUCUGGUCUAUCUCUCCUUUAUUGAUGCCUGCUAUUCUUCUGUCAAUACUCCUAAACUGAUCGUAGAUUCACUCUAUGAAAAGAAGACUAUCCUGUUCAAUGGAUGCAUGACACAAGUUUUUGGGGAACAUUUCUUCGGAGGCGCUGAGGUCAUCCUGCUCACUGUGAUGGCCUAUGACCGCUAUGUGGCCAUCUGCAAGCCUUUACACUAUACAACGAUCAUGAACAGGCAGAUGUGUGGCUUACUAGUGGGAGUGUCAUGGAUGGGAGGUUUUCUUCACGGAAUCAUCCAGAUCUUCUUCAUCUUCAGACUACCCUUCUGUGGUCCUAAUGUCAUAGAUCACUUCAUGUGUGACCUGAAUCCUUUGCUCAAUCUUGCUUGCAUGGACACCCACACCCUAGGGCUUUUUGUUGCUGCCAACAGUGGAUUUCUCUGUGCCUUAAACUUCCUCCUCUUGAUGGUUUCCUAUGUGGUCAUUCUAUGCUCUUUAAGAACCAAAAGCUUAGAGGCCAGGCACAAAGCCCUCUCCACCUGUAUUUCCCACAUUACUGUGGUGGUACUAUUCUUUGUGCCUUGCAUAUUUGUGUACAUGAGACCUGCCGUUACUUUACCCAUGGAUAAAGCCGUGGCUGUCUUCUACACUAUGAUAACUCCUAUGUUAAAUCCUUUAAUCUAUACAUUGAGAAAUGCCCAGAUGAAGAAUGCUAUUGGAAAAUUGUUUAAUAUUAAAGUUAUUUCAAAUGAAUAA